Peniophora sp. CBMAI 1063 is the source of this 2739-nucleotide messenger RNA. NCBI's taxonomy places the organism in Eukaryota, Fungi, Basidiomycota, Agaricomycetes, Russulales, Peniophoraceae. The record is from the annotation of a GenBank genome assembly.
AUGAUGCCGUUGGAGUCUCCUUACGUUGGGCCUCUUCGCCCUAACGAGGAUCUUGGUGCUAUUCCAGGCAUGCUAUCAAGUUUGAACGAGGCUGUAACGCACCCAAAGGUACUCCCCGCUCGCUUAGAGGCAGACGUCGAUAUAUUAUCAACCUGCCUUCGACUAUAUUGCGCGAAUGAGGCGACCCCAUAUCCAAAGACGCACUUUCUGACACUCAUGCUCACUGCUGUAAUGCGCGCUCAUGAGAGACGCAUCAUCACUUGUUGGGAUGCCGAGCUCGCUUUGCCGAGGCAUCCUCGCGCUCAUCUCGAAACUCUCACCGAUUGGUUGCCGAAGACCUGCAGGGCGACCGCAGUCUCGAUGAUUGUGUUAGAUUCCGAAGAAGCGCACUCAAAUCGUACUGCGCCUACCACGUCGACCUCUCUGACGACGGAACGUCCGCCGUGCACCGAAAGCAAACAUAGCAAUACUACCAAAGAGACAUGCGCAGACGACGUAGAUGUUGAGGAAGACUUUGAAGCAGAGUCUGAAACGUGCCCGGAGGGCGGCAAACACUCCGCCUUGGAUACUCGGCCUCUGCAGCUUCAUCUGUUCGCACACGCCAGCGUCUCCACCCCCUUCUGCAUCCCAAUGGCAUGCUUGGCCCCCUACGAAACUGUACUAGACGUGAUGGCUAGUGCUUUGCACCAACGCCGUGCAUGGGGACUCGCAAAUACGCCGCUUUUAGGUCUGGUCUUCGAUCCACGUUGUACCCACGUCCAAACGCUCUGGGGCUGGUUUGAAGAUGAUGCUAUCGAGGAUUGCUGUAUGCCUUUACCCCGGGUGACGUUCAGUACCACGCCUCUCGUUAUCGGUACACAAACUCCGUCUUUAUUCGGCACAUAUGACUUGGCCGAUCGGAUAUCAGCGCUAGCGUUUGCCAAUUUCUUGUACUCGGUGACAUCUCACUCUGUGGGCCUACGACCUGCGUGCAAGACCGCGUUUCGUGCCGGGACGGGCUACGAAGAAGUCCCUAUCUGGCGUUCCGAUGCGCCGAUGACACGACUGGACGAGCCUUCCGCCAACGACCGUGUGAACUCCUGGUUCGAGAAGCUCCCACCCCCGGACAUGGACAUGGGUAGUGAUUUGUCUGGUCUUCCAUCGGCCCCGUCUUCCUCGUCCUCUCUGAUGGACGGCAGAGAUGAAGGUAGUAAAGUUGAAUCCAACGGCAAAGGAUCUAUCACAGGACACAGUGCUCAGAGUAGUAGCAGUAUGAUUUUCCCCUCCUCCAGGCAUCCUGACGUACCAUGCGACAACGUAUACUUCUGGGGCUUGUUGCGCACAGUGGUGGUUCGCUCUUUCAAUGGUGCUCUAUACAACACCGAAGUGGCGACUCAGACCAUGACGGCGCCAUGGCAUGAUGCUUUGGUGGAGUAUCGGGAUAUUGUGCAACCGCAGUACAGUCUGUCCGAUAGUAUGAAGCAGUAUGGGAGGAUGUUCUCAGGCUGGGUUCAAGAUGAUGAAGGUGAUGUGAAAGGCUGUCUUCGGAACGAACCUGUCAAGGACAAAGCAGUAACUAAUGAGCAAGGCGAUGAGUUGGAGAAUUGCUUGCUCGCUUUGGCUCCUGCGAUCUUCCUCGUAGUCGAGCUCGCUCAGGAGUACCAUGCCACGACUCUUGAGCUCGGAGACUCCAUCGUGUCGCAAGCUAGCUGGCGGAUCCUGUGGGACUUCUUGUCGGUGGCGGUUCAUGUUCAGCUACAGCUUCUGCGUGCUGCUGACGAUACAGGCAUGGAUGUACUGGAUCUACUCGAGACGAUCAUGAGGCUUCCUCACGCUGAUGAAUACAUCGAGAAGCUGGUCAGGGCGUGGGGAUACGUUGCCAACAUCACUAACAUGCUCGCCCGCGAAAGCGAUGCCAUCAUUGUUGAUGCGAAUGCUGAUCCCAACGACGUCGCUGACCAGAGGCUCGCGACGCUGCAGAAACAGGCUGAGCCAAAACUGGACCACAGGAAAGCUCCAUUGCGCACCAAGGCGGACGGGCUUCUGGCUCUCGCUCUGAACGACUUCUUUGACGACGCUGAUCUUCGCUCGUACCGUGCUAGAUCCGCAAGCGAAUUGUUCAUGCCAUUGCAGAGCAGGCGCGAGACACGCCUUGAUGCUCUACGCGCACACACUGCCGAGGCUGCAUCAAUUGCAGACCUUCCCAACGCUCCUCAGUCAUCGAACUUACUGGUGCCAUUCUGUGUACGCGAAUCCAAGAGACCACCCGGUCAUCCUGAGGACUCUGGCGUCCAUCAAUGUCGCAUGGGCCUCACCGCCUGCACGAAGUUUCUAGGCGUUCUGGGGGUCUCAAAGGUGCCGACCUACGGGAUCGUCACGGAGGGUCCGCUCGGCAGUGUUCAUAUGUCGGUUGGCGUGCCACAGACCGGGGACGAGACUUUCAGUCUGACGAAAGAGCCCGAUGAACUGGCCGUACACGUGUUCGAACGCGGCGCCACCGUCUUUGAUCUUCAACAGGAAGAAAGCGCCUUCGCGUACGUGGCCUUCCUUGUGCGUCUACACACGAAGGUGGCGCCCGCUCUCGCCGAGAAGCUGAAGGACGCCCGGGAGCAUGUGCGAUCGUUGUAUCUGAAAGACGACGUCCGUCUGUCUUGGAGCAUGCUUCAGCACCCUGCUGUGGUAGCCCAUGAGAAGGCUAAGGCGGAGAGAAAUGCAAAGGCAGGGGCGGGUAGCCAGGCGCCGGGCGGCAAGGCACCUUGA